AUGCUGUUCUUUUCAUUGCUAUACGUUUUUGCCCAGUACACAGCUAUUGCGGCAGCAAUCAAUGCGACUUCGUUGUCAUGGUACGAUCCUCAACUACCCGGUCUAAAUGCUACGCUACAAGAGGAGGUCUUCGCGCGACGGUCGUACUUUUACGUUGGAGGAAAGUAUAUCAAUGGGACCACUGGGUCGGUCAUUACCGACCAGAUGUAUGUCGAGAAAUUGGAACCUCCAGUUGUCCUCCACGCGUACCCUAUAGUGUUCAUCACGGGGGGCUUUCAGACAGCAACAAAUUGGCUUAACACUCCUGAUGACCGUGCAGGCUGGGCUUCAUAUUUCCUCUCCCAGGGAUACAUUGUCUACUUGGCGGACCACGUUAAAAGAGGAAGAUCGCCAUGGAUCGUGGCAGACAGCGCUUUGUUAAACACUACAGCCACUGGCCUUGCAUUUGUCCAAAAUUACUUCAUCGCUGGAGAACGUACCAAGCUAUGGCCACAAGCCGUACUCCACACCCAAUGGCCUGGUACUGCUGAAGUUGGUGAUCCCACGUUCGAUCAGUUCUACGCCAGCCAGAUCCAAACCGCACCCAACGAUGGUCCUUUCUCCCAAACUGUUGUCGACGCCUAUUCCGCGCUCCUCGAUAAAAUUGGCGCCAGCGUACUUGUUUCCCACUCCCAAGGCGGUCCUUAUGGCUGGGGCAUCGGCGACUCGCGACCCGAGCUCGUAAAAGCCAUAAUCGCCCUCGAGCCAGAGGGACCUCCCUUCGAGAACCAAGUCCAACGUACUGGUGCAGCACGUCCAUACGGCAUUACCACCGCGCCCAUCACCUACUCUCCUGCUGUAAACCUGACAGCCGAUGCCAACGCCUUCAUAAAAGUGCGGGUGAACUCCACGGACCCCAAUCUAGCCAAUUGUCUGAUGCAGGCGGAGCCAGCAAAACAGCUACCGAACCUGCAGAAAUUCCCCAUCCUGAUGUACACGACUGAAGCGAGCUAUCACGCAUUUUACGACCAUUGUACGUAUAGUUAUCUGGUGCAGGCGGGCGUGACGCCGGAGUGGCUGCAGUUGAAGGAUAUCGGGAUUCGCGGAAAUGCGCAUUUCAGUUUCAUGGAGAAAAACAGCAUGGAAAUCGUGCCCUUGCUGGAUAUGUGGAUUCGUGCGACAGUCGAGUGA
Lachnellula hyalina is the source of this 1170-nucleotide messenger RNA. Its product is annotated as putative secreted lipase. Bases 1 to 1170 code for a protein of 389 amino acids. The transcript has 4 exons. Lineage: Eukaryota; Fungi; Ascomycota; Leotiomycetes; Helotiales; Lachnaceae. The record is from RefSeq and is a predicted model, not a curated record.